AUGCGCGGUUUUCUUACCUUAUCCUUCGUUCUCACCGCCGCAACCUCCGCUUUUGGUGCGUGGGUCCCUGCACGCACUCUCAAGAACCGCGGCUCCAGUGGCCUCAUCGACUGCUUGGACGAUGCUGGGCUCGACCCUGUCGUCUACAGCGACUCGGCGUACGCGACGGACGCUGCGCCCUUCAACCUACGACUGCCGUGGAAGCCCAUUGCGCUAGUCUACCCCACAGACACCGCUGGAGUCUCCGCCGCGGUCAAGUGCGGUGCCUCUCAUGGCGUCAAGGUCAACGCCCGUAGCGGCGGCCACUCGUACGCCGCUUUCGCACUCGGCGGGGCGGACGGUCACUUGACGGUCAGCCUCGACCACCUCCGUCAUCUCUCGCUCGACGGCGACGUCGCCACUAUUGGCGCCGGUAACUGCCUUGGUGAUGUGGCCCUAUUCCUUUGGGAGACUGCAAACCGAGCGAUGGCGCACGGCACCUGUCCCUACGUCGGCAUCGGAGGCCACGCCGGGCAAGGUGGCUUCGGCCUCCCUUCCCGCGCCUGGGGCCUCCUCUCCGACCAGGUCCUGAGCGUCGAGAUCGUGACCGCCGACGGCGCCGUCCACACCGCGUCUGCGGACAAGAACGCCGACCUCUUCUGGGCCGUCACCGGUGCGGGCGCGAGCUUCGGGAUCAUCACUUCCUUUACCACCAUCACCCACGAGGCCGUCCCCUCUGUCGCGUUCUCGUACGAGUUCGCGCAAUACUCCCCCGCGCAAGCAAGCAAGGCCCUCCAGGCGUGGCAGGAGUUCGCAAACGACCCCGCGUCCCCGCUCGACGUCAACCUCGGCCUCCAGGCGCACGUCAACCCCGGGGACACGCCCACCGGCGUGCUCUUCUCCGUCUCGGGCCAGUACUACACCGCGGACGAGGCGAAGGUGAACGCGACGAUGGCCCCGCUGCUCGCCAAGCUCGGCACCCCUUCCAAGACCACAAUGGAGGCGCAGGACUGGAUCACGAGCGUGCUCUUCCUCGCGGGCACCACCGGGAUCGACAGCCUGAACUCGACGCUCGCGCCGGACACCCACGACACCUUCUACGCGACGUCGACGUUCGUGCCGCAGAAGCAGAUGAUGGCGCCCGCCGCCGCGGACGCGCUCAUGGAGUACUUCUACGGGCCCGGCGCGACCUCGAGCGUGGCGUGGUUCGUCAUCUUCGACCUGUACGGCGGCGGGGAGUCGGUCAUCACCCAGAAGCCCGCAGAUUUCAACUCGUUCAACGGCCGCGACGCGCUGUACUCGAUCCAGUACUACGGCACGAUCCCGGCCUCGGUCUCAGACGCGGACGGGAUUGAGUUCAUCCAGGGCAUGAAGGCCGCCGUGGAGGACAACCAGCGCGGGACGGUGUUCCGCGAGUACGUGAACUACAUCGACAGCACGUACACUGCCAAGGAGGCGCACAAGCGCUACUACCCCACGCACACGCCCCGGCUGACGGCGCUCAAGAACAAGUACGACCCCGCGCGGGUGUUCAACUUCCCGCAGGACUUCUAG
Messenger RNA from Epithele typhae, 1533 nucleotides. Its product is annotated as FAD-binding domain-containing protein. Gene Ontology annotation, molecular function: oxidoreductase activity; FAD binding. Lineage: Eukaryota; Fungi; Basidiomycota; Agaricomycetes; Polyporales; Epitheliaceae. The coding region runs from base 1 to 1533 and encodes 510 amino acids. The transcript has 6 exons. The record is from RefSeq and is a predicted model, not a curated record.